AACAUAUACAGAAUAGUUAUUCGCGCAUGAGAUUUGAUCGAUUAACAUUGUGUAUCUAGGCGACGGAGUUUUUUUUUCAUAUUUUUUGUUUUGAAUUUUUAAUAUAUUUUUUCGAUAAUUUGAGGUUAAGAUUGAUUUUAAAAAACAAGACAACAAAACUCUUAAAAUAGUUUUGCAAUUUUACAAACAUUUUUGCGUUUCGUGUUGUGGUGCUCAAUCAUUUUUAGGAUGAACGCCUCAAUUUGGACGUUGUUGGUGUGUUUGAUAUCUGUUGCUUCGGCAAAAUUUCCAAAAGAUAUUAAGCGUUGUGCGCCUGGAGACCAGCCUUGUAUAGUAGCCGAAAGUAAUCGAGUGGUUCACAAUAAUGCAAAAGGUCAUCCCGGACUGAAUUUGAUACAAAUUGAUCCGCUGCACAUAUCGGAAAUCACCUUAAAGCAAGGCUCCGACAGUCCCGUUAACAUAGAAUUGAAUUUCAAAGACACAGAUCUGAUUGGAUUGGUAGCUCACAAUAUUUACAGCAUAACAGGAUUCGAUAAAGAUGCUAACGGCGAAUAUGAAAUAAAACUGAAGGGACCGGUACUGAACUUAAUUGGUCCGUACAAAAUUUCCGGACGAGUGUUAAUACUACCGAUUCAAGGUGAAGGAACGAGCAACAUAACAUUAGUUUCACCUGAUCUUUCAAUAAAAUUUACCGGAAAGACCACCACCCGAAAUGGAAAAGAGUACUUGUACACGGACGAUUUGAAGUUGAGUUUUACAAUCCAAAAAUUCAUCGUACAACUGGACAAUCUAUACAACGGCGACAAAUUACUUGGUGACAGUACAAAUUUAUUUUUGAAUGAAAAUUGGCAAGAAAUUUUCAACGAACUUAAACGGUCCAUAUUUGAUGCAUUCGGUUUGAUUAUUGCAAAUUUGAUAAAUCAGAUUUUCAGAAAAAUACCGUACAACGAACUGUUUUUGAAUCAAAGCUAAAACGAUCCGCCGCUGUGUUUUUUAGAUGUGUAACUUUGUUGUUAAGUUUUUUUGAUAUUAGAGAUUUGUCCUA
Bradysia coprophila is the source of this 1045-nucleotide messenger RNA. RefSeq lists its product as uncharacterized. Lineage: Eukaryota; Metazoa; Arthropoda; Insecta; Diptera; Sciaridae. Gene Ontology annotation, biological process: multicellular organismal reproductive process. The record is from RefSeq and is a predicted model, not a curated record.